ACCAAAUAAUUUAAUUUAAUUAAAGCAUGUUGCGUAUGAGGAGGAAGCCAAUAGAGUCAAAUACAUUCAAUUUCAAAUCAAAACCAUUUCAAGUCUUCAGCAGAAAUGUACAGCUACACCUCAAAAGCUACGUAAUUCGUUAAAAACUGUGAACUGCGCUGAAGUAAAUAAAAGAGAGACGUUUAAAUACAUGCCGACCGUGGAACUCCUUCCUAAAGAUGAAUAUUUAUCACAGAUUUGAAAAUAAAAUACAAACCGGAGACCGCGGAGAACAUGGGAAAUAGCGCCCCCUUCAUUUCCGGAAUGCAAUGGUCCCAUUUCCAAAUAAGGUAUGAGACUGACAGUGGUCCGUCCCCGCCCUUUCCGGUUCUCACCUUGAGCCCUCUAGCUCCCCCCAGUGAUCACAUGCAGGUAUGGCAGUUGACCGCCACUCAAACGGGCCAAUCAGAGUUCAGCUGGGACCGCCGCCUGCAUGGUUAACCGUCAGAGGAAACGUUGAUUUAAAGUUCGUGUUUUACGCGGAAAAUAGACUAUAUUAGCCAAUUUUUGUCAAUCUUCCAAACGGUGAGUGAGUUAACUCUGAAUUUAUUUAUGGUUGGCAGUAAAACACAUUUGUGGUCAUCUGUUUAUUUAGUUAAUCAGUCAAUUGUUUAAGUGGCUACAUCUUGGAAGCUAAUUGUCAAAUUUAGCUAGUAUGGAUAUUUAAUCUGCUUAUUUUGGGUGUGUGUUUAAAUAUUCUUGUAUAUUUAAAUGUAUUUUUGUUACAAAGCUAAUCUGUAAAUGUUCUCAGUCAGACACUGUGGUAAAAUGGGAAGAGAAAGUGACGCUAAAGGAGAUGCGAAGUUGAAGCAGAAAGGGACGAAGCUGAAGCGGUUGAGUGACCGUGAGAAUGCCGGUUCCGGUGGAGAUCUGAUGAAGAAAAGGUCAACAAAGUCCAAAGAGAAGAAGAACAAUGACAGGCCUCCUAAGAAGGUCAGGGAAAUCCUGGAGCCAGUCAGCAGCUCCAGUGAUUUGAUGAAACUCGAGCUGCAGGACGACUUGACUGAGAAGAAGAAGAAAGGAUUGAAAAGGAAACGUGUGAAAGACGAGCCGAUAGAGGAAGCAGCUGCAUCCUUCUCAGAGAGAGGAAUCAAGCCCCUCAGUGAAGAAGACGCAAGUGAAGAAGAAGCUCAGAAAAAAGAAUCCAAGAAGAAACCCAGAAAGACGGUCAAGAAAGAGGAAGGAGAGCAGCCAGUCACCAAAAAACCCAGGAGGUCAAAGGAGGAGAUCGAAGAAGCCAAAAUGCUGAAGACGAAGAAGAAGGAAGAGGAGGAGCAGAACCGCUGGAGAUGGUGGGAGGAAGAGCGGUACGAAGACGGAGUGAAAUGGAAGUCCUUGGAGCACAACGGACCUUACUUCCCUCCAGAGUACCAGCCUCUUCCUGACGACGUUAACUUCUUCUACAACGGUAAGAAGAUGAAGCUGAGCCUGGCAGCAGAGGAGGUGGCGCUUUUCUUUGCCCAGAUGUUGGACCAUGAAUACACAACCAAGAAGGUGUUUCGUGAGAACUUCUUCAAAGACUGGAGGAAGGAGAUGACCCGUCAGGAGCGGUUAGUGAUCACAGAUCUGGAGAAGUGUGACUUCAGAGAACUCCACGCCUUCCAUAAAGACAAGGUGGAAGCCAGGAAGGCUCUGAGCAAAGAGGAGAAGCAGGAUCAGAAAGAUGCCAAUCAGAAGAUCGUGGAUAAAUAUGGCUACUGCCUGCUGGAUAGCCACAGAGAACGCAUCGGGAAUUUUAAGUUGGAGCCUCCAGGUCUGUUCCGAGGGAGAGGAGAGCAUCCCAAGCAGGGAAUGCUGAAGAAACGGAUCCAACCGGAAGAUGUCAUCAUCAACUGCAGCAAAGAGGCCACGCCACCUGCGCCCCCUGCUGGUCACCACUGGAAGGAAGUACGGCACGACAACACCGUUACGUGGCUGGCCAGCUGGACCGAGAACGUCCAGGGAUCCAUUAAGUACAUUAUGCUCAACGCCAACUCCAAACUGAAGGGAGAGAAGGACUGGGAGAAAUACGAGGUUGCUCGGAAGCUCAAGUCGUGCGUGGACAGCAUCCGGGACGGUUACCUCCGCGACCUCAAGUCCAAGCAGAUGGUGGCGAGGCAGAGAGCCGUGGCCCUGUACUUCAUAGACAAGCUCGCCCUGAGAGCGGGAAACGAGAAGGAGGAGGGCGAGACGGCGGACACGGUCGGCUGCUGCUCGCUGCGCGUCGAGCACAUCACGCUCCACGACGAGCUGGACGGCAGCGAGUGCGUGGUGGAGUUCGACUUCCUGGGGAAAGACUCCAUCCGCUACUACAACAAGGUGCCGGUCAUCAAGAAGGUUUUCAAGAAUAUUAAGCUUUUCAUGGAGAGCAAGGAUCCUGGAGACGAACUCUUCGACCGUCUAAAUACGGCCCUCCUGAACAAACACCUGAGCUCUCUGAUGCCGGACCUGACUGCCAAGGUGUUCAGGACGUACAACGCCUCCAUCACCCUGCAGCAGCAGCUGCGGCAGCUAACCAACAAGUCUGACAACGUGGCGGAGAAGCUGCUGUCCUACAACAGAGCCAACAGAGCCGUCGCUAUUCUCUGCAACCACCAGCGGGCGCCGCCAAAAACCUUCGAACAGUCGAUGGCCAACCUGCACUCCAAGAUUGUUGCUAGAAAGGAGCAGCUGGCUCUAGCCAAGACGGAACUGAAACUGGCCAAGAAGGAAAUGAAAACCAAAGACGGUCCGGACAGCAAGCUGCAGAGCAUGGUGGACAGGAAGGCGGCGGCGGUGAAGCGCUGUGAGGACCAGCUGCUGAAGAUGGAGCUCCAGGCGACGGACAGAGAGGAGAACAAGCAGAUCGCACUCGGUACCUCCAAGCUCAACUACCUGGACCCGCGGAUCAGCGUGGCCUGGUGUAAGAACAUGGACGUACCCAUAGAAAAGAUCUACAAUAAAACCCAGCGGGAGAAGUUCGCCUGGGCCAUCGACAUGACGGAGGCUGACUUUGAGUUCUGACCCGGAACCAGAACCCGACCCGGACCGAUUGCUUUAUUAAUAUUCAGUACUUUAUCAUCCUGUUUCUGGUUUGUUGCGCUGUAGAUGAAGUGAUCAAGCUUUGCCUCAAUGUUGCUUCAAUGCUAAUUUGUUUGCUUUUGGCACUUAAUUUCAAUAACUGCUGUUGAUUGUUGUACAUUUGAUUUGAAUUAGUCUCAAUAAAGGCUCAUAAUUUGCAUGAAAAAUGUAAAUAAA
Xiphophorus hellerii (green swordtail) is the source of this 3255-nucleotide messenger RNA. RefSeq names its product DNA topoisomerase I, mitochondrial. Gene Ontology annotation, cellular component: nucleolus; chromosome. The coding region runs from base 781 to 3021 and encodes 746 amino acids. The record is from RefSeq and is a predicted model, not a curated record. NCBI's taxonomy places the organism in Eukaryota, Metazoa, Chordata, Actinopteri, Cyprinodontiformes, Poeciliidae. Gene Ontology annotation, biological process: chromosome segregation; DNA replication; DNA topological change. The transcript is spliced from 19 exons. Gene Ontology annotation, molecular function: DNA topoisomerase type I (single strand cut, ATP-independent) activity; DNA binding.